AUGACACUGUCACAGUUAAAAGAUUAUCUAAAAGAACAUCCAAAUACAGCAAAACAAAUAAUGUUCUAUGGGUCAAAAAUAAGAUCAACAAGACCAUACUGGAGUUCACGAUGUGGUGAGCUCUUAGAUCUUGUAAAUGAUAUUGGUCCUCCAACUGUAUUCUUUACAUUAAGUAGUGCAGAUUACCAUUGGCCUGACCCAUUCAGAUUACUUGGUAUUAAAAAUCCAAACAAACUAAGUAUCUCUGAGAAACGGAAAAUAAUGGCAGAAAAUCCUCUAUUAUUUGACCAGUUUUUUGUCAUGAGAUCACAAUAUUUCAUUGACCAUUGUUUUUCAAAGAAAUAUAAAGUCAAAGACAUCUGGUACAGAUAUGAAUACCAACACAGAGGUUCCAUACAUCUACAUGGAGUAGCUUGGUUUCAUGACGCUCCAGAACUUAAAAAUAUUGAUAAUGAGAAGAUCCAAAAUGAUAUCCUAAAGUAUUUUGAUGAAAUAAUUAGUUGUGAGAACCCUGAUGUUAAUUGCACUAUUACAGAAACUCAUCCAUGUGCAAUGAGACUUUCUGAUGUAACUAACUUACAAGAAGACUUAUCACAACUUAUUAAUAGAGUUCAAAGGCAUACAAAAUGCUCGGAAAAGACAUGUAAGACCAAAAAUGGAAAGAAACUUACAAAAUGUAAGUAUAAUUUUCCAUUUGAACUAAAUGAAACGUCAAGAUUGAUUAUUGAAGAUGGUGAAAUUACUGAUAUGAUAUUCAAAAGAAAUGACCCACUGAUCAACAAACUUAAUAAAUGGCUAAUUCAGAGCUGGAGAGCUAAUAUUGACAUAUCGCCUAUUUAUAAUGAGACAAGCAUUUACCACUACAUUGCUAAGUAUGCUUCAAAAUGUGAAAGUAAAUCUAUAGAAUAUAGUGAAAUACUCAAAAAUAUAACAACAUCAGGUGAAAAUGACAAUGAAUCUUGCAAGAAAACUAUACGGAAGUUGUUAAUAUCUGCUUGUGCAGAAAGAGAUUACUGUGCACAGGAAGUGAUGCAUUACUUAAUGGGGUUUCCUUUUUAUAGAUGCAGUAGAGACUUUGUAAUAUUAAAUAUGAAUCACUUUUCAUGGUCAAGUUUAGAACCGAACACAGAGAACAAAACAUUAAUACAAUAUUAUGCUUCAAGACCAACAGAAAUGGAUGAUUUGAACCUAUAUGAAUUUUGUAAAUUCAUAUGUGUAAGGAAAGGUUCCUUUGAAAAACGGAAGAAACCAGCAAUAAUAAGAAUUUUUCCAAAGAUGGCAAAGAUGACUACCUUGCAAACAGAAGAUAUAGAAAGGCUGCAUUUCUUCUUUGUGCCAUGGAGAUCAAUAAGUGACUUAAACAUUGAUAUAAAACUUAAAGAAGAAAAAGUCACAGAAAAGGAAGAAAUGAUUAAUAUGUACCUCUUCAAGAAAACAAUGGAUUGUUUAAAAGAAAAAUUCCCAGAAGAGACAAACAAUCACGAUGAAGGAAAUGAUAAUAAGAAAUUUGAACCUAUAUCAUCACUUAUGCCAAUCAGAAAAGAAGAAUCUACUCAGAUUGGAUAUAGACCUCUUGAUAAAAACAACAACUGGAAAAAAUGGAACUUCUUCCUUGAUGAUGAAGUUCUUAAUACUAUAUAUGACAAAAUAAGAGAACCAAUUUCAAACACAAAAAAAUUUGAACUGCCUGUCAUGAAACUUAAUGAUAGCCAAAAGAAGGUCAUGGAAGAACUGAAACUUCAAGUACUAUCAAUAAUCAAAGGAUCCAAAGUAAGUGGAAAUGUUACAAUUAUACAAGGCUCAGCAGGUACAGGAAAGACUUCAGUACUGAAACAUAUGUUUAAUUACAUAAUUGAUAAGCUUGGUACUGAAAGUGUAUGUUUAUUGGCACCUACUGGAACAGCAGCCAAAUUGAUCAAUGGACAUACAAUUCAUUCAUACUUAAAAUUAGGUAGAAGAUUUAAAAAUAUAACACCUCUUGUAGCUGAUGACUUGUUGAAGUUCCAGGAAGAUAAGCAUAAAAUCCAAUUUGCUCUAAUAGAUGAAUACUCAAUGAUUGGUUGCCGUCUUUUGGCUGCUAUUGAAGAACGAUUCAGACAAAUGAAAGAUAAUCAGAAACCAUUUGGAGAUCUAUACGUUUACUUAAUAGGAGACUGCCAUCAGCUUGUUCCAUGUGGUGACUCCGCACUAUUCAGAUCUCUUAAAGGAGACACAAAAGGAAAUGGUCUCUUGGAAAGAGGAAAGUUACUGUUAAGAUGUGUAGACAAUGUACACUUCCUAAGCAAAAAUUAUCGAGCUAAUGUAAGUAAUUACUGUGACUUCCUAGAAAGAGUAUCAAUGGGAAACUGUUCAAAAUAUGACUUAAAGAAAAUAAAUGAAAGGUGUGUAUCAUUACUUACAAAAACAGAAAUUGGCACAUUUUCUAACAGCUUAAAAUUAUGUGCAACAAAUGAAAUAGUAGAUGAGUUCAAUAUAAACAAGAUAGUUAAUUUAAAGAAACCCAUUGCUUGCAUAAAUGCUCAAAACAACUCAAGAAAAGCAUUUUCAAGUUCCAGUGAAAAGGCUGAUGGUUUAGUCAAUACACUGUACCUUUGCGAAGGAGCGAAAGUUAUGCUCAAACGUAACAUCAAUGUUUCAAGAGGAUUAGUAAACGGCUCCAUUGGUAAUAUAUAUAGAAUAUUGCAUGGACAAGAUGAAGAACCACCAAAUAUGCCACUGUACAUAUUGAUAGAAUUUCAUGAUAUAAACUUAACAGGUAUAGGUUUAAAAUACAUUCCAAUAAAACCUGUACUAGCAACUUGGACAGAAAAAGGAAAGGUAUGCUCAAGAUUACAAUUACCUCUGGUUCUAGCAUGGGCUUGUACUAUACACAAAGGUCAAGGUAUUGGAAUUGACAGGAUGAUUCUAGAUAUGGGUGAAACGGAAUUCUGUAUUGGACUUAUUUAUACAGCAUUAUCAAGGAUUUCUUCAUUUUCAUCAUUGAUUUUAAUAAGAAGGUUAACAAUAGAAAGAUUAAAUGCAGUCAAACGAUCCAAAGGAUACUUGGAUCUUGUGUCAUUUCUAGAUUGGCUCAAAAGUAAAGUAAAUUAA
Thrips palmi is the source of this 3090-nucleotide messenger RNA. RefSeq lists its product as uncharacterized. Gene Ontology annotation, biological process: telomere maintenance; DNA repair. The record is from RefSeq and is a predicted model, not a curated record. Gene Ontology annotation, molecular function: DNA helicase activity. The transcript has a single exon. Lineage: Eukaryota; Metazoa; Arthropoda; Insecta; Thysanoptera; Thripidae. Bases 1 to 3090 code for a protein of 1029 amino acids.